Molecule: messenger RNA, 451 nt
Organism: Gryllus bimaculatus (two-spotted cricket)
Lineage: Eukaryota; Metazoa; Arthropoda; Insecta; Orthoptera; Gryllidae
Source: the annotation of a GenBank genome assembly
UGAAAUCCUGCACUACGAGCCCAUCACGCUGGCCGCCGACAUGUGGUCCGCGGGCGUGACGGCGUACGUGCUGCUGACGGGCUUCUCGCCCUUCGGCGGCGAGACGGACCAGGAGACGUUCUGCAACGUGGCGCGCGCGCAGCUCGACUUCCCCGAGGAGCUGUUCGACGGCGUCUCGGCGCACGCCACGGCCUUCGUGCGCGCGCUGCUCGAGCGCGACCCCAGCGCGCGGCCGAGCGCGGCGGAGGGCCUGCGGCACCCGUGGCUGCAGGGCACGCGGCAAGGGCGCGGCGCGGCGGGGCGGCGGCGGGGGCGGGGGCGGAGGCGCGGGGGCGGGGGCAGGCGGCAAGCGCGAGCUGGCCGCUUCCUGUCAAGUCGCGGGAGGCGCUGGCGGAGCGCUGGCUGGCCGGGCGGAGCGGGGCGCUGCGGCGCGCGGCCCCUCUCGCAGAGC